CGUAUAAGACUCAACUGCUAAUAGGAGUCACUUGUAAAAAAAAAAAAUGGAUCUUUAUGUAUGCCAUCAUUCCCAUGACGGAUCAGUACAAGUGGAAUCUCUACUGGCAAGGAUGGAUUUUGAGUGCUUUUGCUUUUGGUUAUAUAACUAGUCAGAUUAUUGGAGCAAGUGCAGCUUCAAAGUUUGGAGGGAAAACGGUUAUGACGUGUGCUGUUUUUCUUUGGUCGUUCUCGACUGUGAUUACACCCUUUGUUGCUUCUUCACUCUCUGCUCUUCUGGCCUGUAGAGUUUUUCUUGGAUUAGGAGAAGGCUUAGGUCUUCCAACAAUAUUUCAUAUAUUUGCACAUUCCGUGCCUGUUGAUGAACGGUCAAGAGCUUUUGGGUAUUUGGUUGCAGCAGGGACUUUCGGUCAAACGGUGGCUGCUCUGGUGUGCCCACAUAUACCUUGGCCAUGGAUGUUUUUCUCGUUUGGAGGAUUAGGGGCUGUUUGGGUUUUACUGUGGCUUGUUUUAUACACAGAAGUCCGAAGCUUUGGUCAAGAGGAGCUGCCUAUGGUUUUUCCAAAGGUUACUAACAUUAAUGUAAGAUGGACAGAAUUUAUCAGCCACUGGCCAUUAUGGGCUAUUUAUGUUUCUCAUUUUGCUAUGAACUGGUCGAACUAUAUAAUAAUGCAGUGGCUACCGACGUACUUAGCACGCAGUCUUGGUGCAAAUAAAGAGGAUAUCAGUCUUACUGCUGUGCCUUAUGUUAUCAAUUCAUUGUUUAACGUAGGUAGGUUGACCUUCAGACUGUUUUUAUAA
Limulus polyphemus (Atlantic horseshoe crab) is the source of this 800-nucleotide messenger RNA. Its product is annotated as ascorbate transporter, chloroplastic-like. Gene Ontology annotation, biological process: monoatomic anion transport; transmembrane transport. The coding region runs from base 57 to 800 and encodes 247 amino acids. The record is from RefSeq and is a predicted model, not a curated record. NCBI's taxonomy places the organism in Eukaryota, Metazoa, Arthropoda, Merostomata, Xiphosura, Limulidae. The transcript has 7 exons. Gene Ontology annotation, molecular function: transmembrane transporter activity.